GUCACUCGUUCCUUAAUCCGACCAUUACUACUUAUACACCCUUAAUACCAACCUAAUCCACCAAAACCCCCCCACCAACAACACCAUCAACAUGCGUUUCUUCGAGAUUGUCGUUUCGGGCGCUGCCCUCAUCUCCUCUGGCCUCGCCGUUACCAUCGACACCUACCCUACCUCUGGUGUUGAGGCCGGCAAGAGCUACACCAUCACCUACUCCCCCAAGGACGCCCCGGCCACCUUCGUCCUCCGCAAGGGCGCCUCUGGCAACCUCGACACCGUCGGCACCAUUGGUACCGGCACCGGUGGCUCCUUCACCUGGUCUGUCGACAAGGCGCUCCCCAACGACGGCAGCUACGCGCUCGAGGUCAAGCAGGGCAGCGAGAUCAACUACUCCGGCCAGUUCCCGCUCUCCGGCGGCUCCAACGCGCCUGCGUCCGCAUCCUCUGUGCUCGCAUCUGCGUCCUCCGCGCUCUCAUCCGCUGCGUCUGCCGCAUCUUCCGCCGCAUCUUCCAUUGCCUCGUCCGCUGCGUCUGCCGUCACCAGCAGCGCCGCUUCCGUCUCUGCCAUGCCCUCGUCCAGCGCCAACAGCACCGUCUCCACCGCUACUCUCUCCCGCAGCGCUUCUCCCUCUGCUUCGCGCCCUGCUUCCACCACCGGAGGCAGCCCGCCCCAGAGCACCGGCGCCGCUUCCAUGCUCUCGUCCAGCCCUGUGGCGAUCCUCUUCGGCGCCAUUGCUGCGUUUGCUUACCUCAACUAAGCGCGCGGUAUCUAUCUUCUUAGCUUGAUAUCCUGCAUUGGGUAAUGCGGCGUUGCUUUCUCGAGUGGUGUAUACGUAUACCCUGGUUUUUGAGUGUGGUUAGUUGGUCAUUAAGUGCCGAUUUGUACAGUAUGGUCGCUAGAAAAUGAAAAAUACCUAAACAUUA
Molecule: messenger RNA, 920 nt
Organism: Parastagonospora nodorum SN15
Lineage: Eukaryota; Fungi; Ascomycota; Dothideomycetes; Pleosporales; Phaeosphaeriaceae
Exons: 2
Coding region: 92-754 (220 amino acids)
Source: RefSeq, a predicted model, not a curated record